Messenger RNA from Lymnaea stagnalis (great pond snail), 3343 nucleotides. The record is from the annotation of a GenBank genome assembly. Lineage: Eukaryota; Metazoa; Mollusca; Gastropoda; Lymnaeidae.
GUAUUGCUAAAGUCAGACACAAGGGACACAACCGAUGACAGCACUUCGGUACAGACGUCAGAGUUUCUAUUCACAGCGCACAGGUUAUCUCUAGACGCGGUCUGCUGACCCAUGCUGCUUCAAACAAUGGAGUACUUCAAAAUAGCGGCUGCAUUCAUUGUGAUUGUGAGUAUUUUUUUAACUUAAAAAAAAAUGUGUUAACAACAUACUUGUACGACCGGUUGAUAGAUCAAAAUCUGUUGUCUUAUUUAAAACAAAAAAAUGCAAAUAUCUAUUUCCAUGAAGGAAAUAAUUUGAAUAUUAAGAAAAACUUGUGCGGGCCGAAGGAUGAUAGGACAGCGGGGAAAGCUAUUAAGAAAAUAAUAGAGACUAUUUCGUUACUUCUCGGGCCGCCAAGUGGGUGCUGGCGGGCCGCAUUCGGCCCGCAGGCCGUAUGUUGUGCAGGCCUGUCUUAAAGUUUUAAAUGCUCAGGGCAUCUUUAGAUUAAUUAGACACAAAUAAUUUGUGUCAAUAAAACAAUACACGUUCAAGCUUUGAUACUAAUCACAGAGAGCGCAAAUGUGAACGUCUCGGCAAAUGCCUUCACCAGCACAAGUUCACCUGUGUACUCUGUGUGAUAAGUAUCAAAGCUUGAACGUGUAUUGUUUGAUUGCCACAGUGCGUUUGUGUCUCGUGAAUCUACUUGAAAGCUGUACCGCAGUCCAAACACGCUUAUAAUUAGUUGAAGGACAUCUUUAAUUACAGAGCACCGGGUAUUCCUAUGACGUAGAGACCUGGACACGUCAUAGGUCAAGGCGGAGGAAAUGUUUACAGCUCCUCUACCGUACACGUCACACGACCCUGACAGUAUGAUCCUGAAAGAUUCAACGCCGAUAGCGGAGUCCUAAUCAAAAUGUCUUCUACGACUCCACUACUCGGUUUUUUGGGGGUAUUAACCCCUGAAAGUUCAUUACCCGCAGCAAGGAUGUAUUCGAUUACAGACAAUGAGACGGGUGGCAAGGAUGUAUUCGAUUGCAGACAAAUUAGUCGGGUUGUUGUCGUCACUAAGCAUACUGGAUCUACUCUGGUGGGCGAUCCUCACCAGGAAUGUGUAGAUCGGCCAAAAUAUGUUAAUGUAUUUGAAACAAUCGCAAACCCUGGUAAAUGAACAAUAUGCCAAAACUAAACUCUGUACCGCCGCUUAUAUAAACAGUAUAGGGCUUAACCGGGGGCAAUUUUUUUCCCCCACCAAAUCCGGCUAUUUUGAGAAAAUACCCGUGUUGGGGCGGGGGGGGGGAGAGGGUCCAAGCGUUACUUAAAAAAAGUAUUUGCUUUAAUACGCAACGAAAUCUAAUGCUCUAUGUCGUAGUGAGAGUGCAUAGCCUUCGUCAACCGUUUGCUUCAAGAAAUAUCCCACUGGUAGGAACAGGCAGUUGCCGGAUACCGGAAUAGAGAUGACUUAGUACAAAAACCCCGUCGACAGUAAAGAUACCGUGAUCCAUUUUAUAACAAAGACUUACGAAACAACUUUCACAGUGUUAUGAAAAUUGAGAUUGCAAUACCUUCCUGUUAGAGGCUAGGGAAAAGACUCACUGACGCACACAUGUCCGAAUUCAAAGGACGGCCCAUGACCCAGUUCUGUGUGGCAUGCGUCCCUAGAACAAAGAUGGUAAAAAAACAGUGACAUAAAAAAAAUCCUCAUAAAAGAAAAAAAAAUUCAACUUAUUGACCGUAGUUCGGACGUCACGCAUGAAGUUCGCUGCGUGACUUCCUUUUAGUUUCACCCGGUGCUAUUUAUAUAAAACAUUUUGUGGUGCAGAGACGGUUUUGUAGAGGAAGCAGGACACCCCAGAGGCAAAAUAAUAUCUGAGAUAUUCAAUAGGCCAAAAAUAUCUUCUGUAGCGCAUGUUACUUGCGUCAUCCCUUCCACUACAGAUCUUUAAUUAGACAUUAGGCUCUUGGGAACUAGGUGCCCCCCCCCCCCCUUUUCGUUAUAAUAUCUGGGAUAUUCAAUAGGCCAAAAAUAUCUUCUGUAGCGCAUGUUACUUGCGUCAUCCCUUCCCCUACAGAUCUUUAAUUAGACAUUAGGCCCUUGGGAACUAGGUGCCCCCCCCCCCCCUUUUCGUUGUCGCCAUGUGGAGACUGUCACCAUUAAGGAAACGAGUCUCUCACCUGUGCAGAAAUGUGACUUUCGACUAUGAGGAAAUGAGACUGUCAAGCUUCCCCACACUCUCCCCAAACCCAGCGCCCCACCCCUUCCAGUGGACGUAAAGGUUAUUGCUUGUAACCGCAACAAGUAUAAAUAUAGCUUUAACUUGAAUCCAAACUCUCAAUCGUGUCUCUCAAUCGUUGCAUAGUGUCGGAUCGAGCGGGUGCCUCCUGGUUGGGGCGGCUUCCAGGCGGGGUCCUGGUCGAGCGCCCAGGCGGGGGACUUGGGUGAGGGGCCCGUGUGGGGGCCGUCCUGACGAGUGGGCAUCUCCAACGUCGGACCGGGGAGGGGUAAUUUGGGGGGGGGGCACUGGCCCUGCUGACGCCAUUUCUUGAUGUAACAUUUCAAUCGUGUCUCCACCCAGGUUCAUGUCGGCUGCGUCAUGUCCAACAGUUGCAGCCUUGGCGCUGACUGUUCCAACAUUGAAUGCUGCGUGCAGGAUCCCAGCACCAAGCAAGGAGUGUGCCGUCGCAUGGGAGACGUGGCGGACUACUGCUACACGAAACAGCCCUACGCCUGGACCAAGCCGGAGAAGAUGGUGACGCAGUUUGACCUUUGCCCCUGCGAGACUGGAUACUUCUGUGGGCCCAUAGGCAAAGAAAGCGCCACCUACGGACCGAUGGGAAUUUGUUCCUUUGGGUAGCAACUACCCUAGACAUGCAGUAAUAUGUAGAACGCAGUCAACACGCCAAUUCUGAGCUGUGUACUCUUGUGACAUGUAUUAAAUACAUAUAACUCAAUUAAUACAGUUUCUUUCUAUGUUUAUAUUUUCCCACUAAUUUUUGAAUUAUGCGAUUGGUGUAAUUUGUUCAAAGUUAACAUAUAUGUAUCACGUGGGAGGGACAAUUGGGCUCUUCGGUGUGCCAGGUUUGUUACAAAAUACAUUUCAAGUCGGGGUGCUAAACGUCAUGAAAAGAAUUAACCGGACAUGACUCAUCGGGGAAAUGUCUUAGGAUCUUAAGGUUAUCCGGCUAAAAUACAGAUAUUAAACGAAAUGUUUUUGGAGUGAACAGAAAGGUAGAAUUCAAAACGUUAAAUAAUACUCCUAGUCCCUUGACAUUUGUAUGAUCACGACGAAGAGAAAUUCAACUCUAAAGAGAAUAGCAUACAACAAAAUAACGUUAUAAAAUUGGCUCAGCCCUCAGUGAAUUAAAU